Messenger RNA from Saitoella complicata NRRL Y-17804, 2336 nucleotides. Its product is annotated as mannosyltransferase PMTI. The transcript has a single exon. Gene Ontology annotation, biological process: protein O-linked glycosylation via mannose. Gene Ontology annotation, molecular function: dolichyl-phosphate-mannose-protein mannosyltransferase activity. The record is from RefSeq and is a predicted model, not a curated record. Bases 66 to 2333 code for a protein of 755 amino acids. Gene Ontology annotation, cellular component: membrane; endoplasmic reticulum. NCBI's taxonomy places the organism in Eukaryota, Fungi, Ascomycota, Saitoellomycetes, Saitoellales, Saitoellaceae.
CAAAACACCAAACUUUUCGACAACCAACGAUCAAUUGACCUGAUCAAUUGUCCUGUCAGUUGAAGAUGGCCGAAUCACCGGCCCUUCGUCAGCGGGCUGGCAAGAAAAAGGCCACGAUCACCACGCCUGAACCCGAGGAUCUCACUGCUCCGUAUACAAAGGUUACCUCGGGCCCGAAGUACUCCAAGAAGGCUUAUGGCAUCGCUGUCACUGUUUUGACCGCUCUUGCUUUCAUCACGCGUUUCUACAGAAUCUCCCACCCGGCCGAAGUCGUCUUCGACGAAGUCCACUUCGGAAAAUUCGCAGCAUACUACAUCCAACGAACCUACUUCUUCGACGUCCACCCUCCCUUCGCAAAGCUCCUGUUUGGGUUUGUUGGGUGGUUGAUCGGUUUCGACGGUGAAUUCAAGUUCGAGAAUAUCGGGGACGACUACGUCAAGAACAACGUACCGUAUGUCCUCAUGCGUGCACUCCCGGCCACAUUGGGAGCGUUGACUGUGCCCAUUGUGUUUGGAAUCAUGCAGGAAGCGAACUACGGGCUACCUGCAUGUGUGUUGGCUGCGUCGUGGGUGUUGUUUGAUAAUGCGCAUAUCGCAGAGACGAGGUUGAUUUUGCUUGAUGCUUGUCUCGUGUUCUCGAUGGCGUUUUCGAUCUACGCGUACGUGUGCUUCAUGCGACACUCAAAGACCCCGUUCACGAGGGGAUGGUGGAUGUGGCUCAUGCUUACUGGGUUGGGUCUUUCGAGUGUGUUCUCGACGAAGUAUGUUGGGUUGUUCACGUACUUCACCAUCGGUGUCGGUGUGCUCUUCGAUCUUUGGCGGUUGUUGGAUGUUAACCACGGCUUGACGCUCCCGCAGUUCGGGAAGCACUUUGCUGCUCGUGCGUGGGGACUGAUUAUUAUGCCCUUCUGUAUCUACCUCUUCUGGUUUUGGGUCCACUUUACCGUUCUCUCCAAGUCCGGUCCAGGUGAUGACUUUAUGAGUCCUGAAUUCCAGGCGACGUUGUCCGACAAUCCGCUGACUGCGUCAUCUGUUCCCGUGUACUACGGUGAUGUGAUUACGUUACAGCACAAAGAUACUAAGGCAUUCUUGCAUUCUCACCCGGGACGUUAUCCGUUGAGGUAUGAGGAUGGACGUGUUAGUUCGCAGGGACAGCAGGUCACUGGAUAUCCGUUCGAUGACAUCAACAACCAUUGGCGUAUUCAUCCUGGGUCUCCUGUUCGUGUUGCUGGUGAUGCUAUCUUAAAUGGUGAUUUGUUCAAGUUGGAGCAUGUCCAGACCAACACGAUCCUCCUCACUCACGAUGUCGCUUCGCCUAACUACCCCACCAACCAGGAGUUCACCACCGUCCCCAUCGUUGACGCAAACGCCGGUCGUUUCAACGAUACCGUUUUCGAGCUCCGCAUGGAAAAGGGCAAACCUGGACAGCCAUGGCGCACAAAGGCCGGGUUGGCCAGGAUUGUCGCGAAACAAUACGGUGUCGCGAUGUGGACACAAAACACCAAGCCCCUCCCCGACUGGGGCUUCAAGCAACAGGAAAUCAACGGAAACAAAGCCAUCACGCAACCUUCCAACAUCUGGUACCCAGCCUCUGUCGUCGGCCCAGCUGAAGCUGAGCGUCUCGCGACCGAACCGAAGAAGGAGGUCAAGACAGUGCCGUUCUUGAAGAAGUGGUGGGAGUUGCAGACGGCGAUGAUUAGGCAUAACAAUGCGUUGACGAGUGAGCAUCCCUAUGCUUCGUGGCCGGGGAGCUGGCCGUUCUUGAGUCGGGGUGUUAGCUUUUGGACGAAGGAUGCGACAAGGGAGCAGAUUUACCUCUUGGGUAACCCGGUGGGAUGGAUUAUUGCGUCUUCUACGCUUGCGGUGUAUGCUGGUAUUGCGUUGGCGCAAGCUUUGACGGAAAGGAGGGGUGUCAAGGUCUUGAGUGAGAGGGAUGGAAGGAGGAUUUGGGAGGUUACGGGAUUCUUUGUGUUGGCUUGGGCCGCGCACUGGAUCCCCUUCUGGGGAAUGGGACGCCAGUUGUUCUUGCACCACUACCUCCCUGGACACCUCUGUUCCUCUCUCGUUCUCGGAGCUGUGGUCGAGUUCAUCGGGAGCAGAAUCCACGAGAAGGCGGCGAGGAUUAUUGGCAAUGGACACGAUGCGAGGAAGUUCAAGGAGGAGAUGGCGAGGGGUGUUGGAAUGGAGGAGGUCAUGGUUACGGGGUUGCUGGGGGUUUUGGUGUGGACUUUCUGGUGGUUUGCGCCGGUUACGUAUGGCACGCCUGGGUUGGAUGUGGAAGGUGUGUUGGGACGGAAGUGGAUGAGUACUUGGGACCUACAUUUCGCGAAGUAAAUC